Moneuplotes crassus is the source of this 885-nucleotide messenger RNA. NCBI's taxonomy places the organism in Eukaryota, Ciliophora, Spirotrichea, Euplotida, Euplotidae. The record is from the annotation of a GenBank genome assembly.
UGCUCAGCAUCAGUUUCUAAGUUUCAUCUCAUAAUCAGUUUCUAAGAGAUAUGAACAAGUUUCACGUAUUCACGGAAUGAGAAACCACUCUGGCUAACUUUAGAGAUUUGCAAAAAAGAAUCGAGCCUGAUGCUGAGAAGACAAGGUCAUUAUACAGUAUAAAAGCAUUCAUCGAAUUUGCCAAGAAAAAAUCUUGAGUUUUCCAAAACUCAAGCCAAUUCAGAAUAAGAUGAUUUAUUCUCAGAGGAUAUAACCCUUAAAGUUUACAGCAGUGAUAUCAGUUCAGUAAGGUAGCCUACACGCCCAGGUCAUUACUCUUCUCAGUCAUUGGAUUGAUUCUUCUCAUUGAAGAUAUAAGCUUAUUUUGCUCCAUUUAUAAUAGAGCAAUUGGAUAUAUGAAGGACACCAAUCUAUACCUAAAGCAAGGGCCAGCUCAUCUAUCUGAACGUCUGAAAUGGCAUGGAAAUAACCUAGCUGGGUUAUAUUCUCAGCAGCAGGAUUGGGAGGUGAAAGCAACUCGGCCACCUAAGCUUGCUUAUUGGAUAAGAAUCGGUAGAGUCGUAUCUGAUCGUGAUUAAAUUCGGAAAUUAUGAAGAAAAUGAUACAUCCCUGCUACGAAAUUUCCGGAACAUUAUCCUGUAAAAUUUCCAGUAACCCUCAAGAUGCUGACUUUGGUUAGUGGAAUUUGAGGGAUUUUUGGAAAGAUUAGGGAGCAGCCUCAACCUAUGAUUCCCCUGCCGAAUAUUUAACCGAGCUAACCCUAUAGUAAAUUCGAAGGUUACGCUUUUAACACAGCAUGAAAUAUGCUGUUAUGUGAGCGAACUUACAAUAGGACCGAUUCCAAAAAUGUUGGCCAGCAAACCUCUGAGUUUUUAGAGAUGCUUC